UCGGUGUAAAAGCAUUGAUCGAAGUAAUGAAAAUAUAUUUAAGGCUAUAUUGUCGACAUUUUUACAGACAAAAAUGUUUUGGAAAAUAUAUCAAAGACUAUGUGCGAAUUAAUGUGCCCCUGAAGUUCCUAACGAUUUUGGUGUUGAAAAAAACUUUCGUAGUUCAUGGAAUGACAUUAGGAGGAAGUUUAUAUCCAGCGAAGAAACUUGAACCUCAUCCCGGUGUCCCGUUUAGCUGCUCUUAAAGAUGACCACAUCAGUUCAAACGCAGUUUCUGGAGGAUUUGGAGAGCUGCCUGGAACUUGCUGAGCAGCUGUCGCGGGAAGAGGACGUGGAAACCAAACAAUUCGUGGCUCUCCAGCUUUCUCAACUCCAGAAGUUCCUACAGAUGAAACAAGAACAGGCUGAAAGGAAAAUCGAAGAAGACAUAAUAGAAGAAGAGGCACAGAUUGAAGAUCUUCGGGAUAGGAUUGCACGUCUUUCCGCGGGGGAAGUCUUGGAGGGUACAAGCUAUGAAAACUACCUGAAGAUGUUUAGAGAUCUGAAAGGCAGAGAAUGGGAGAACCUGUACAAAUUACUUCGAAAAGAAAAGAACGAAGCACAAGGGACUAUAUUUCACAAUCUCAUAGCAAUUUUGCGGGAGACCUAUGACAAAACCAUACUUAAGGCGCAUGAGGCUCGGGAGCAGAUUGUCUGUCAGGUUAUACGACCCGGAGAUGACCCAGGCAACCAGGCAGAAAGACAGAAGAAGUUGCGUGGUCUACAAAGAGAGGAGCUAAAUGAGAUUGCGGAAUUAAGCAAAAGCUGUCAGGUGAAAUCGACACCAUAUUGCAUAUCAUCAGUGCAAAAGACCAUAAGGAGAGAAGUGGAGGAAGCACAGCCAAUGCUUUUCCGGACUUCAGGAUAUAGCGUUCCCUUGAGAGAUGCAUUUGAAGAAUAUGUUAUGCGAUGCAUUGAAUUUUCUUGGGUAGCUUCAUUUGAAGACCCUAAACUUUUUCUUGUCACUGAUCCGAAGAAAGAACUCAAAGGAAAAAACAAAAAACUUGUUGAGAACUUCAUGUAUGUGGACGAUGUUGGACGCCUUUUCCUUGUUGAAUGGCCUGCAAUUGUUCAAGGUGAUAAAGUUAUUUCUGCAUGGGGUUUGUUCGAUACAACCACGAAUGUCUCACUUACAGCUAACGAUCCAAGCUUUGCAGUCUCCGGUGACUUGAUAGACGAAGAUGAAAAUGAUUUUGUCCAAGCACCACCACAUAAACCGUCAAAGAAAGCGAAAACAACUGAUGGCAACAGAACAUUUAAUGAAGAUCAAAUCCAGCCAACUAGAAAACAUAAGCCAACAUCAAAACCACUAGCUCCACAACAGAGGACAGAGGCAGCAUCGGGUGCAAAUAAAGGCGAUACAACUUACAGACCUGAAAAGGCUGCACCAGGACAAAGGGGAAAGCAAUCAAAAGGCACCGACUUUUAAGCGUUUUAUAAACAAUGUAAACUUAAAGAUCGUUGUUACACAGUCUGUUGGUUUCACCUUUUGUGCACAUUUGUCUGAAAAGGCAUACGAACUUGGUCUUUAAGCAAGAACUGUGAGAAUGUUAUGUUUGUAAUUGAAUGUCCUGCUAGCUGUUUAUAUGGCAGUUGUGAAAACUUGAGUUUCAUUUAAUUCUAAGUUUGUGUUUUUAUUAUGGUUUAUCAACAAUACAAUAUAAAUUUUU
Messenger RNA from Mya arenaria, 1709 nucleotides. RefSeq lists its product as uncharacterized. The record is from RefSeq and is a predicted model, not a curated record. Bases 248 to 1468 code for a protein of 406 amino acids. The transcript has 7 exons. Lineage: Eukaryota; Metazoa; Mollusca; Bivalvia; Myida; Myidae.